Molecule: messenger RNA, 1681 nt
Organism: Octodon degus (degu)
Lineage: Eukaryota; Metazoa; Chordata; Mammalia; Rodentia; Octodontidae
Gene: Frmd8
Product: FERM domain containing 8
Exons: 11
Coding region: 109-1527 (472 amino acids)
Biological process (GO): negative regulation of canonical Wnt signaling pathway
Cellular component (GO): cytoskeleton; plasma membrane
Source: RefSeq, a predicted model, not a curated record
UCGCUUCCGCGGCGCAGCCGGUGCGCGAGGUCCUGUGGGGUUGCCGUUCCCAGUGCGGUGGUCUUCGGAUUUAGGACCAGAGCUAGGGUAAGAUCCUGGCCGGAGGUGAUGGGCUCAGUGGCCCGCGAGAUGGAAGGGACAGAGGGCAAUCCCAGCCAGCCUGGCCCUGCUGAGCGGUCCCACCGGAGCAGCGUGUCCUCCGUGGGAGCCCGAGCCGCUGAUGUGCUGGUGUACCUGGCUGACGACACAGUGGUGCCCCUGGCUGUGGAGAACCUGCCCUCGCUCAGCGCCCAUGAACUGCACCGGGCAGUCCGGGAUGUGCUGCAGCUCCCUGACACCGCCUUGGAUGUCUUUGCACUCUGGCUUGUCUCCCCGCUGCUAGAGGUGCAGCUAAAGCCCAAACACCAGCCCUACAAGCUGGGUCGCCAGUGGCCGGAGCUGCUGCUGCGCUUCACUGACGCCCCUGAUGAUGACGUGGCCAUGGAUGAGCCUUCCCUGCAGUUUCGGAGGAAUGUGUUCUUCCCAAAGUGGCGGGAGCUCCAGAUCCGUGAUGAGGAGGUCCUGCGGCUGCUCUAUGAGGAGGCCAAGGGUAACGUGCUGGCUGCUCGCUACCCAUGUGAUGUGGAGGACUGUGAGGCCCUGGGCGCCCUGGUGUGCCGUGUGCAGCUUGGGCCCUACCAGCCCGGCCAGCCUGCAGCCUGCACCCUAAGGGAGAAGUUGGACUCCUUCCUCCCUGCCCACCUCUGCAAGCGGAGCCAUGGCCUCUUUGCUGCCCUCCGGGGCCGAGGAGCCAGAGUGGGGACAGGUGAACAGGGCCUGCUGAAUGCCUACCGCCAGGUGAAGGAAACAGUCAGCAACAGCGGUGCCCAGGAAGCCUCCCUGGGCUCCCACUAUCGUGCCUACCUCCUCAAGUGCCACGAGCUUCCCUUCUAUGGGUGUGCCUUCUUCCAUGGUGAGGUUGACAAGCCAGCCCAGGGCAUUUUGCACCGUGGUGGACGAAAGCCAGUGGUCGUGGCCAUCAGUCUGGAAGGCGUGUAUGUCAUCGACAGUAGAGAGAAGCAUGUUCUGCUGGGUCUGCGCUUCCAGGAGCUGUCUUGGGACCACACCUCCCCAGAAGAGGAAGAGCCUGUCCUGUGGCUGGAGUUCGAUGGGGACACAGAAGGCCUUCCUGUCAAUAAACUGCUCAGGAUCUACUCUAAGCAGGCCGAGCUGAUGAGUGGCCUCAUUGAGUACUGCAUUGAACUAAACCAAGCUGUGGAACCCACUGCCCCCCAGGAGAGUUUACCCAGCCCCCACUCAGCCCCUGAAUCCUUGCCACCUCCCACUCAGCGCCCCAAGCUUCGGAGGCAGAGUAGCGUGGUGUGCAGCCGGAUCCAGCACCUCUCUACCAUCGACUACGUGGAAGACGGCAAGGGGAUCAAGCGGGUGAAGCCCAAGCGCUCUACGUCCUUCUUCAGCCGGCAGCUAUCAGCGGGCCAGCGGGGCUACACAGUGGUGCAGCCCGCCGACAGCCUGGAGCAGGGCUGAGGAUGGCCACGCCGGGCAGGAAAAGAGCAGUGGUGACCCAGCCUCUGGACCUGCCACAGCACUGUGCCCCAUGGGCACCAGGCAUGGAAUCUAUGGCCUAUGCAGCAGGCGAGCAGCCUUGCUUCCUAAGGCUCUGAGUAAUUUACACCAGGAA